AUGAGCCCAGAGCUGGGUAGGUUGGGCAUCUCAGAUGCGGAGUUCAACUUACUCAGAUCAAGCAUUGAAGACUCCAUGAAAGGUCAAGGCAACCCUUCUCUAGGAGGUCACAUCAUAAAACCCCUGGAACACGCCAAAUGUCUCGGAUCAAACUCGCUUGAGUGUGAAGAUAAGGACAUGAUUUUGUUGUGGACAUUCCUCACCUAUCAGGAAGCACUGGUUCCGGGGGGAUUCUUGUUCUUGGAGGACGUGGUUGAGGAUGCAGUUGAAGAGCCCGGUGCGAUGGCAAGACCUGGCGAGGCACUCGCGUCGGAUGACAACUCUUUGGCCGCAAGGUGCUCCGGCGGCUUCGCCCCUCCACGGCAAUAA
This is a messenger RNA of Aspergillus oryzae RIB40, 369 nucleotides long. RefSeq lists its product as uncharacterized. Bases 1 to 369 code for a protein of 122 amino acids. The transcript is spliced from 2 exons. The record is from RefSeq and is a predicted model, not a curated record. NCBI's taxonomy places the organism in Eukaryota, Fungi, Ascomycota, Eurotiomycetes, Eurotiales, Aspergillaceae.